Onychostruthus taczanowskii (white-rumped snowfinch) is the source of this 2728-nucleotide messenger RNA. RefSeq names its product zinc finger protein 330 (gene NOAZFP). NCBI's taxonomy places the organism in Eukaryota, Metazoa, Chordata, Aves, Passeriformes, Passeridae. The record is from RefSeq and is a predicted model, not a curated record. The transcript has 10 exons. The coding region runs from base 471 to 1436 and encodes 321 amino acids. Gene Ontology annotation, molecular function: zinc ion binding. Gene Ontology annotation, cellular component: nucleus.
AAUGGGCGGGCGGGCAGGCUCGGGACGCUGAAGGGGCAGUGGUGCCUCAAAGGGGCCAGGCUAGAGGCGCUGAGGAUCUCGGUUCCGGGCCCUUGCGCCUUCCAUGCCCGAGCAAGCGAAGCGGUGUCCGGCUCCCCCAUAGUCGAGUACCGGGGAACGCGGAGCGCGGCGAUCCAGGCUGGCAGCGUGACGCGGCAGGUUCGGGGGAGCCGGGUGCUGAAGAUGAGGGAAAGCGCUAAAAGCUGAACACCGGCAGUGUGCGGUCACACGCCAAGAGCAGUGCUGCUGUCGGCGCUUCACCCCACAGCCUGGGAGCGGAUCUCGUCCGGCUCCCGGCGGGACGAGGUGCCGGUCCUGAGGAGGCAGUCGAUGAGAGGGGACCUGAGGAAAGCCCCGCACACCUGGGCGCUUACAGCACAGCAGCCCACAGUGCAAUUUUUAGCCACCUUGCUUUUAAAAAGAGAGUAAACAUGCCUAAAAAAAAGACUGGUGCUCGUAAGAAAGCUGAGAACCGUCGGGAACGUGAGAAGCAGAUAAGGGCUUCACGAGCCAACAUAGACUUGGCCAAACAUCCUUGUAAUGCUUCAAUGGAAUGUGAUAAGUGCCAAAGACGACAGAAGAAUAGAGCUUUUUGUUACUUCUGUAAUUCUGUUCAGAAAUUGCCCAUUUGUGCACAAUGUGGGAAAACCAAAUGCAUGAUGAAGUCUUCUGACUGUGUUAUAAAACAUGCUGGUGUGUACAGUACUGGACUGGCUAUGGUGGGUGCAAUCUGUGAUUUCUGUGAAGCCUGGGUGUGUCACGGGAGGAAGUGUCUGAGCACCCACGCGUGUACGUGCCCUCUGGCGGACGCAGAAUGCGUUGAGUGUGAAAGAAGUGUCUGGGACCAUGGAGGCAGAAUAUUCGCCUGCUCUUUUUGCCAUGAUUUCCUGUGUGAAGAUGAUCAGUUUGAACAUCAAGCCAGCUGCCAAGUUCUGGAAGCAGAGACAUUUAAAUGUGUCUCCUGUAACAGGCUGGGGCAGCAUUCCUGUCUGCGUUGCAAGGCUUGUUUUUGUGACGAUCAUGUGCGAAGUAAGGUUUUCAAGCAGGAAAAAGGGAAAAAGCCUCCUUGCCCUAAAUGUGGCCAUGAAACUCAGCAGACAAAGGAUCUGAGCAUGUCAACACGUUCUUUGAAGUUUGGCAGACAGACUGGAGGAGAAGAUGCAGAUGGAGCUUCUGGUUAUGAUGCUUACUGGAAAAACCUUUCCUCCAGCAAGACUGGGGAUGCAGGUGACCGUGAGGAUGAAUAUGAUGAGUAUGAAGCAGAAGAUGAUGAUGAAGAUGACAAUGAUGAGCGAGGGAAGGAUUCAGAUUCUGAGGCCACGGAUGUAUUCAGCAAUUUGAAUUUAGGAAGGACCUAUGCUAGUGGGUAUGCACAUUAUGAGGAAUCAGAUGAUUAAGCUUAGUAUUCUGGCUUUGGAAUGAGCCAAGCAAUGCUUCACUGAGUUGUAUACAUGCUACUAGGAUAGCUCUGUCGGGUACUUACGUAUCAGAGUUAGAGAGCAGAGAGUGUCAGACUUCUGCAGUAACUCCAAAGGACAUUUUUCCUGUAGAUGAACUGAUGAUGGGUUUGGGAUUGGGGGAGAAAAUCAGGGUAUUUUUAUUCCCCUAAACAACAGAAUGGUUUUGUCCUUGAGUUACUGAGUAUAAUGGUUCAAUACCAUUUUCUCCUAUCAACACAGGAAUGUGGGAAAGCUGUAGCUGUUGCUUCCGUUUGCUCAUCAGAAAUGAAGUUAUUUUUUACAAUAAUUUUGUUAACUGAUUUCAUACAUUAUGCAGUGGUGGGUUGGUGACUGCAUUUUUUUUUUGGUCUGCACAAUAAAAGUCAACUGCAUCUAAUAAACUGUCAUAAUUAUUGAUCUCCCUUGAAUAGCUGGAAGGCAGAUUGUGUACGAAGUGUAAAUUGACACUUAAAUUACUUCCUUUUUUAUGUCAGUAUGGCAGAUCAAUGUAGUUCUUUGUGUAUUUGCACAUCACCUUUUCAGUAUUUUUAUUAAUAGAUAUUAAUUGGUGAGGCUAUAUAUAGUCACUAUAAGAACACCCUAGAUAAUUGAAACUUGUAUGGAAAUAAAAUGUUGGUAUCCUCUCUGCCACAAAAAUAUGUAAGGCAGUUUGCCAUUAGAUGAAAAGGAGACUGGUUUCUUCUCUAUCUAGUCUUUAACUCUUUUCCUUGCAUAUGAUAAAAAAAAUUAGAUAGGAAACAAUGCUGUAUGUGAACUGAGAAGGUGAGAAAACACGGGGGGGUUCAAAAUGCCGUGUCCAAAUACUGUUCUGUGCAAGCCUGCCAGUACAAGGCAAACAAUCAGCACUUCUGAGCUGAGAAGGUGACACCUGCAGAAGUGUUUGCAGUGGUUCUGAUUUGAAAGUGAACAUGUUAAUUACCCAUCUACAGAUUGAAGUGAUGGCAUUUAUUUUCCCUCUGUAGGGUAAUGUUUUACAGCAGACAGAUCAUAAUACAAGGGCAGCCAACCUGAAGUGUUUCUCAGGCUUUCUAAAUGCCAUGCCUUAAUGGAAGAGAGCCCUUUUUGUUAUCUGUCAAAUACCUGAACUGAUUAUACCAUUACCUGCUUUUGUGGUGUUUGCCUACUCUUUCUAAAAAGCUAAAGGUCAUGUGUUAGCAGAGCAUACCCUACUGAGAAUAAUUUUUAAUGAUGUUAAGGUUGCCAAGUGAACAUUUUGUAUCAAAACAGGA